ACGCGUCUCCUCCCCGCCGGGAGCGCGCUCCUCUCGCCCUCGCGCCGGGUCCCUCUCAGUCUCUUCGAGCCGCGCACUCUCCGGAGCUCCUGCCACGGCCGUCGCCUCGGCCGCGGCUCUCUAGCCCGGAAGCUCAGCCUCGCCCCUCCGGAGCCGCGUCCCAGGCCUCCUCCCCUCUUUCCGACACUCCCCUUCCCUUUCCCGCCCUUCUCUCCCACCCGGUCCGUCGAGAGAGCCUGGAUACGAAGCAGGCGGGCUUGAGAAGGGAGUUGGGAAAAUGGAGGUGCCGCGCCUGGAUCAUACCCUCAACAGCCCCACCAGCCCCUGUGAGGAGGUGAUCAAAAACCUCAGCCUGGAGGCCAUUCAGCUGUGCGACCGGGACGGGAACAAAUCACAAGACAGUGGCAUAGCAGAAAUGGAAGAACUUCCAGUACCACAUAAUAUCAAAAUAAGCAACAUUACAUGUGACUCAUUCAAGAUUUCAUGGGAAAUGGAUUCAAAGUCAAAGGACCGUAUUACACACUAUUUCAUUGACCUCAAUAAGAAAGAGAACAAGAACUCCAAUAAAUUUAAACACAAGGAUGUUCCAACAAAAUUGGUGGCAAAAGCUGUUCCCUUGCCAAUGACUGUCCGUGGACACUGGUUUUUGAGCCCAAGAACUGAGUAUACAGUCGCAGUGCAGACUGCCUCAAAACAGGUUGAUGGUGAUUAUGUUGUGUCUGAAUGGAGUGAAAUUAUAGAAUUCUGCACAGCAGACUAUUCAAAAGUUCAUCUAACACAGCUGUUGGAGAAGGCUGAAGUGAUUGCAGGACGGAUGCUUAAAUUUUCUGUUUUUUAUCGUAACCAACACAAAGAAUAUUUUGACUAUAUUCGAGAACAUCAUGGGAAUGCUAUGCAGCCAUCUGUCAAGGAUAACAGUGGUAGCCAUGGCUCUCCUAUCAGUGGAAAAUUAGAAGGCAUCUUCUUCAGCUGCAGCACUGAAUUCAAUACUGGGAAGCCACCCCAGGAUUCACCUUAUGGAAGAUACAGGUUUGAGAUUGCAGCAGAAAAACUUUUUAACCCCAAUACUAACUUAUACUUUGGGGACUUCUACUGUAUGUACACUGCUUAUCAUUAUGUGAUUCUUGUCAUUGCCCCUGUGGGAUCACCAGGAGAUGAAUUUUGUAAGCAGCGCCUUCCUCAGCUAAAUUCCAAGGAUAAUAAAUUUUUGACCUGCACAGAAGAAGAUGGGGUGCUGGUUUACCACCAUGCCCAGGAUGUCAUUUUAGAAGUCAUUUACACUGAUCCUGUGGAUCUUUCUCUGGGCACUGUAGCAGAAAUCACUGGUCAUCAGCUCAUGAGUUUGUCUACUGCAAAUGCAAAGAAAGAUCCCAGCUGCAAAACCUGUAAUAUCAGUGUUGGACGUUAAUGCCCACUUUUCUUAUUCUUACUCAGUCCCUUUUCUUCCCUUAGGAGCAUUGAUCCUCUGUUGUCCAUUCUCAUCACCAGAUGUUUUCCACUGAAGCAUGCACAUGCCGCUAUCACCAAAAGCAAAGUGCCAUUUU
Panthera uncia (snow leopard) is the source of this 1544-nucleotide messenger RNA. RefSeq names its product phytanoyl-CoA 2-hydroxylase interacting protein like (gene PHYHIPL). Lineage: Eukaryota; Metazoa; Chordata; Mammalia; Carnivora; Felidae. Gene Ontology annotation, cellular component: cytoplasm. Gene Ontology annotation, molecular function: protein binding. The record is from RefSeq and is a predicted model, not a curated record. The coding region runs from base 278 to 1408 and encodes 376 amino acids. The transcript is spliced from 5 exons.